UAACCUCUAUUUUUGUGCGAAUUUUUCUUGUUUUGUGUGUUUUUUUUUUAAAAUCUUCUCUGAAUUUCCGGAUAAAAUUAAUACAAAAAACGAGAAAUAGCCGUGCAAAUGAGACUAGGAAGAUGGAUGAAUUGUUUACGCCAAUUCUCAUCAUACGUACAAGGACAAUCACCGGAAAAGAACAUCCGGGAAUACUUUUAUUUUAUUGAUCACGAAGGAAGGCUCUAUUUAGAUGAUGCACGUAUGAAGAAUUUCACGUCCUGCUUCAAAGACAAGAAGUUCCUUCAUUUCUUCUUCACUCGUGUUCGGCUGAACAACACUGACCGCUAUUCCGGGAGUUUCCCGUACCUGUCUCCUUGUGGACGUGAGAGGAAUUUCAUCCGGUGUGAUGAUCUACCUAUUGUCUACACCCACACCAUGGAGGAUGGGAUGAAACUCUCCUACAAUCAUGCAGGAGACUUGUUGACUGUACCCUUUCAACCAGAUAAGAUUUUUAUGUCUCCCGACACGGGACGUGUAUACCAUCCGGCCAUUGAGAGGUACGGAUCAAUAGGCUUGAUCCGUUCAAAACUAGCCAUUGAGUUCAGCAAGAAUUUCGACUUCCAAGAUGGUGAAGCGCAGCCUCCAACACAUUUCACAUGGAAAGGGACAAAGUUUGAGCUGGAUCGGGAAUGGGUAAGUAAAACGAUCUUACUACAGAGAUCGCUUUAGUGGAAGAAUAAAAAUGUGAUCUUUCGUUAAUUUUGUAGAAGCAUUUAUUAUUUUUUUUUUAAUUAUACUUGCCAAUAAAUUGGUGUAAUACAA
Lutzomyia longipalpis is the source of this 804-nucleotide messenger RNA. RefSeq names its product UPF0598 protein CG30010. The coding region runs from base 109 to 711 and encodes 200 amino acids. The record is from RefSeq and is a predicted model, not a curated record. The transcript has 2 exons. NCBI's taxonomy places the organism in Eukaryota, Metazoa, Arthropoda, Insecta, Diptera, Psychodidae.